This is a messenger RNA of Myxocyprinus asiaticus (Chinese sucker), 2253 nucleotides long. RefSeq names its product saposin-like protein 11. NCBI's taxonomy places the organism in Eukaryota, Metazoa, Chordata, Actinopteri, Cypriniformes, Catostomidae. The coding region runs from base 402 to 1304 and encodes 300 amino acids. The record is from RefSeq and is a predicted model, not a curated record. The transcript is spliced from 2 exons.
UCUAGCGGCCGACAGGAUUCUACUCUUUCAGCAAGGGGACCGUCCAGUUGAGGAUCACACCCGUGAGUUUUUAGAGCUGGAAAACGUAGUGCACUAUCCAGACUGCUCUCUGGUGGUUUUCUUCUGGGCCGGUCUGAAUAGUGCACUGAGGGAACUCAUGCCUCCAGCUGAUCCUCACUGGAUGCUCAGCGAUUAUGUGGAGAAGGCUCUGGAACUUAGCGGUUCCACUUAAUCAGUGGAUUAUGGCGGGAACCCCGGGCCAAAACCUGCGUCCACGGCCCCUGUCUCGAAGCCUUCCAUGGCCCCUGUCUCCAAGUUGUAUGAUCUGCCACUGAUGUCGGUGUGUAGGUCUAUGAAGACCCUACCUCAAAAAUUGUCUGCGCUCACGCCUGCCACGGUCAAUGAGCCAGCGCCCAUGCCUGCCACGGUCAACAAGCCCACACCUGCCACGGCCAAAGAGUUGCCAGCCUUGUCUGUCCCAGAGCCAGCAUUGCCAGCCUCGUCCGUCCCAGAGCCAGCGUUGCCAACUUCGGCCAUCCAGAGGAGGAGGAAGAGAAGAAAAGUCUCUUCCCAUUUACACAACCACAGAGGUCGUUCCCGAGUCUCAUCCCAUGUUCGCGACCACGGAGGUCGUUCCCGAGUCUCUGCCCAUGUUCGCGACCACGGAGGUCGUUCCCAAGUCUCUGCCCAUGUUCGCGACCACAGAGGUCGUUCCCGAGUCUCAUCCCAUGUUCGCGACCACGGAGGUCGUUCCCGAGUCUCAUCCCAUGUUCGCGACCACGGAGGUCGUUCCCGAGUCUCAUCCCAUGUUCGCGACCACGGAGGUCGUUCCCGAGUCUCUGCCCAUGUUCGCGACCACGGAGGUCGUUCCCGAGUCUCUGCCCAUGUUCGCGACCACGGAGGUCGUUCCCGAGUCUCUGCCCAUGUUCGCGACCACGGAGGUCGUUCCCGAGUCUCUGCCCAUGUUCGCGACCACGGAGGUCGUUCCCGAGUCUCUGCCCAUGUUCGCGACCACGGAGGUCGUUCCCGAGUCUCUGCCCAUGUUCGCAUCCACGGAGGUCGUUCCCGAGUCUCUGCUCAUGUUCGCGACCACGGAGGUCGUUCCCGAGUCUCUGCCCAUGUUCGCGACCACGGAGGUCGUUCCCGAGUCUCUGCCCAUGUUCACGACCACAGAGGUCGUUCCCGAGUCUCUGCCCAUGUUCAUGACCACGGAGGUCGUUCCCGAGUCUCUGCCCAUGCCCACGACCUCCUGCAGCUCUGCCCGCUUCCUAGAGACUCCUCCUACAGACUCCUCCACCUCCUGACCCUGUCGGCCCUGCGGCCGCCUCCUGACCCUGUCUCGGCCCUGUGGCCACCUCCCAGGCCUCCUGACCCAGUCCACACCUUGAGGUCUUCUCCUUGGUCUCCUGGCCGUCUGCCUGAUCUGCUCUGGUCUCCCUGGUCACCUGGCGGUCCGCCUGAUCUGCUCUGGUCUCCCUGGUCUCCUGGCCGUCCGCCUGAUCUGCUCUGGUCUCCUUGGUCUCCUGGCUGUCCCCCUGAUCUGCUCUGGUCUCCCUGGUCUCCUGGCCGUCCGCCUGAUCUGCUCUGGUCUCCUGGCCGUCCGCCUGAUCUGCUCUGGUCUCCUGGCCGUCCGCCUGAUCUGCUCUGGUCUACUUUGCUGUCUGCCUGAUCUGCUCUGGUCUACUUGGUUCUCCGAGCCUGCAGCAUCACCCUGGCUCUCCAUCCCUCCAGCUUCGCCUUGGUUUCAAGCCUCCCUGACUUUGCCUUGUUCCUCUGCUCCCCUUGUGCCCCCCCAGAACUACCUGUUUUUUCCCCCACACCCCAUGGACAAUUAGUUUUUUUUUUGUUUUUUGGAGCGUCUGGAAUCUGCUCCUUUAAAAGUGGGGCUCUGUCACAUUCCCUGUUGUUUGUGUUGAAUUAUGUUGAAAUUCUGGUUUAGUUCCUGUUUCCUGUUAGUUUUGUAGUCCUUUUUGUAGUUUCUUUUCAUGAUUGGUUUUCCCUUGAUUGUUUCCCCAGGUGUUCCUCACUCCCUUGUUUUCCCCUGGUUUUUUGUCAGUCUUCAUCUGUAUUAUGCUGUGCUUUGUUCCUUGUUUUGUUUCAUUAUGUUCUGAGUUACCUGGUUUACUUUUGUUUUAUUAAAGGCUGCAUUUAGAUCCUCAUUCCUCUCCUGUCUCGUCACACAAUCAGUUACAUUUGAGAGUGUAUAACAAUCCUGGAUGAAAAUAAAUACAUAUAAAAUGAAGAAACUGCCAU